Molecule: messenger RNA, 1500 nt
Organism: Paramecium octaurelia
Lineage: Eukaryota; Ciliophora; Oligohymenophorea; Peniculida; Parameciidae
Source: the annotation of a GenBank genome assembly
AUGCUAGGAUCAAUUGCAUUAUUAUUUUUCUGCAUUUAAUUUGUUGCUGAAGGUAUACUAGAUCUCGUCUUUCCAUAAGAAAAUUUAUAAUUCUAAUUUUUGAAAUGGAUAGAUUGUGAAACCAAAGAGCAAGUGGAUGUAGAUGGAUAAUAAUAAGUAAGAUUACAGCAAGCUAAAGGGGUUUGUUUAGACCUGAAUAAUCAAUUACCAUUAGAUGAAGACAAUACUUAUAGUUAUACCUUCAUUUUUAAUAGACCCCUUAAUUAAGAUCAAUUAUACAUCUUUUUAGAUAAUAAGAUGUAUAAUUUGAGCAAAAUUGUAAAUAGUUAGCCUUUCGUUUAAAUAUAGCAAUAUCAUUUUUUAACUUGUAAGAAUUACCUUGAAGUUUGGUUGAAUUCUAAUGUUUCCAUAAAUUUAUUGUUUUUUUAUAUAACAAAAGUUCGAACACAUACAGUUGAUUAAGUUCAGUUGGCCGGAUAACCUCCUUAUAUUAAUAGUUAAGAUACAUUUUAUUAUGAUUUUCACUUAAGUUUACAAUAGGAAAUUAAAAAAGGUACUCUGCAUUUUUAAGCAACCGUGAGGAAAUCUUAAGAUUUUUAUUCUUUGUUUCAUUGGUUUAAAUUAUAUUUAAAUAAAGUUCUUUUGCCUUUGACCAUAUUAGAGUUAGAUUCUAACAAUAUUAUGAUAUAUGGAAGCUUUAUUUUAGCAAAUCAUUAUUAAAAUUUAAAUAAUUUGGAAUUUAUUAUCAAGAUUUAAUAUCAAAUACAAUAAUAUUAUCAUUGGUCAGAAGAUUAUAAGACUCUAGAAUUUGAAACAAUUACUUAGAUUGAUGAUACUUUUUCAUCUCUUCCUGACUAAGAUACAUUAACUAAAACAAAGUUUAAGCCUAGAAAUUAAAUUAGAAUACAAAUUGAAGUUUAAUAGACAAUUAAUACCACUUGUGCUUUAAUUACAGUAUCACCAAAAAGUUAUUAUUAAAGUAUCAAAAAUCUAAGUCUAAUGAAUGCAAAAAUUAAUUUGAAGAAUGAAGAAUAAGAAACCUUUUUUGAGUGCUAUUUCUAAGAAGUGAACAACGAUUAGAGUUGCUUAUAUUAUGAUAGUACAUUGUUUUAGUUUUAAGUAAAUUGGCCAUUUAAGAAUAAUGCUUAAUAUUAUUAUGAAUUGAGUGGAAUUUUAAAGAAGAGUAUUGACGAUGAUCCGUUUAUCUUUUUUUAGACAGAUAUUGAGCUAUUUCCAAUUAUCAAUAUUGAAGGAGAGACAAACAAAGGAAACUGGAUUGGAUAUCUUCUUUUAAUCUAUUUGAUUUUACCAAUGUUUAUCUUCUUAUUUUGUGUUCUUUGCAUAAUAUCAAUAAAAGCUUAUCAUCCAUACAUUAGGUAUAUAAUUGAAACAGAUGAGAUCUACUUUUAACCUUAAUCUAAAGAACAUAUAAUACAUUAUCAUACUACUUUAUAAUAAUAAUAUAGUGAGGAGGGUGUGGAGCUAAAUUUAAUCAUAUGA